GAAGAAAGCAGAUGAAAUGGACAGAGUGUUUGGGCCAGUCAGGCUGUCACAUCUGAAGAGAAGUGUACCUGUCCAGUGUCCAGAAAACAGACGGAUGAGGUCUUCCAGUCAUCCUGGAGACACAUGUGGAAGCUGCUGCCGCUGCUCUCGCCUCAUGAGGAAGCUGAAGCCAUCGUCCUGGAGCCACAUGGCGGCAACAUGCCACCUUAACCAGCACUGAGCUGUCCAGGCGGUGACGAUGCGGCGCGACCGAGGAUGAGGACCACGCGCGGCCUGCUGCCUCCUGCGCUCUGUGUGAUGCUGCUGCUCGACUCUGUGCUCACUCUUCUUCCCGCUCCGGUCAACGUUCACGUCGACUCCGUCAACUUCCACCACGUCCUGCGUUGGGAUCCGGGGCCCGGCACCCCGAGGGGGACGCAGUACCAGGUGUACAAAGUCAGAAGAAGUCGUCUGUUCACAUCAAUGAGGCGGACAGACAGACACAGAUGGAAAUCAGACUUAACGACGACGUCAGUCCAGCUGAAGCUUAAAAGUCCCAGAAUGAUGGUCAUCCUGGCUGUCCAGGCGUCCUACAAUCAAACCCUGUCCAACGACUCCAGAAUCCAGUUCACUCCUUACGAACACACCAAAAUCGGUCCUCCAGAACUGUCGCUGGCCGGAUGCGGGACCUGCCUCCGAAUCAACGUGUCGCUGCCGCAGCCUGACAGGGGCUCAGGGGUCGAUGAUAUCCACAUGUUCUACCGUCCCACGUACAGAGUGUCUGUGAGGAAACACGAAGGGCAGGAGUUCACCUACAACACCGAGAACAAGAGUUUCACCAUAACCAACCUGGAGCGCGGGACUGAGUACUGCAUCAAGGUGCACACGAUGAUUCGUCUGAACGCCAACACCGAACCAUCGGACUGGAAGUGCGACUUCACAAGCGCAGCGCCCGUGAACACAGGUCCUGUGGUCAUUGCAGUUGCUGUUGUGCAGAUUUUUGUUAUCGGGUGUCUGGUGGCUUCCAUGUUUGUGCUCUGCUACACGGGACUCAUCUGUAAACUGAAGGCAACUCUACCCACAGCACUAAUGGCGGUGCUGAGCCACCGAGGCUGCAGCCUGUCCCUGGAGAGGACGACGCCUGACCACAUCUCCGUUAGCCCAGGGAGAGGGCCGAGGCACGGCAGCACCACGACGCUGCGACCUGCCAGCAGGGGCUCCAGCUCGGAGGAGGAGGAUGAGGAGGAGGAUGAAGAGGAGGGAGGGCUAAAACUCUACAUGGACAGAGCCACAGACCUUUCCUCAGGUCAAACUUCAAGUGGGGACGUGGACAGAACGCCAGCGGCCGCGUCACACGGGGCUGGGAGUUUGACAGUGAAGGCGGAGCUACCAGAGGCCGACGUCGCACAUCAGGGGUUUGACGAAGAGGCGGCCAAAGAUGAAGGAGCAGAGGUUUCUUUCAUCCCUGAGGAGGCUCACAGUGCCCAGGGAUGUGCCACAGGUGAGGAGGAAGAGGAGGAAGAGGAGGCGUGCGACAGCUCAGGCAACGUCAAUCUGCUCUCGGUCACCCUCGGAGCGCUGGCUGUAAGUGAGGAAGAGGAGCAGGACACCAGAGCCUUUCUGACAGACUUCUCAAAGCCGCCUGACCUGCAGCCUCUGCUGCCCACAGACUCGCCGAGUUCGAGCCACACGGACUCACAAACCGAGUCAGACGAUCAGACUGCUGCUGCACUGCUGCCGCCUGAGGACUCGACCAGGACGGGAUCUGAAGACUCUUUGUCUGUCUGCCUGAAAGCCUGCGAUGGUGAGACGCAGCCGGGAGACGAGGAGGAGGAGGAGGAGGAGGAGGAGGAGGAGGAGGAGAAAUUCUCCGGUUACAUGCGACACACAUGAUGUGCUGCUCUGAUGUCUGCUACUGUUUGGUAAAUUCAUUUCUUCCUGGCAGGUCGAUGUCUUUUCGUUUAAAGACAGAUGAGCGGGCAGAUGAUGAACUUCCACUGCACCUCCUGCACUUUGACCGUUUCCGAAGCAGCUAAAUGGAAUUCAGCCUUCAUGUUAUUUGUUGUCAAAGCUCACCUUAAGACUUGACACGACACAACACGACCACCAGGACCCCGACGAGUCCUGCUGGCGCCACGUUUCUGAGUACGUCUUCCCAGAAACGUUGGAUUGUCUUUCUUGGUUAGUGUGUGAUGUUGAUGCACACCUGUGGAAACAGGUGUCACUACUCACCGAUGGAGAAAAUUAUAUUGUAAAGUUGCGGUUUGUUUGUGCUGCUUUGGGACAAAACUGUAAAAUAUGAGGAUUUAUUUUUGUAUAAUAACUACAAAAUAUACAAAUUAGUUUUCGUAUUUAGUAAACACUGUCUAGGCAAUUACGACAUAUCAAAAUGUUAUCAAAAUACUAAGUCGCCAUUUUUUACAUAAGUUGUUUUUGUAUUGUGACAUGGUGCAAACGGGCUUCCGUACUUUACUGAACAGUGAGGUUGUCAGUAAUAACAGAAAAAUGAAUUGGAGCUGCUCCGCCUCGCGCUCCUUUACUGCCACUCGGUCACGUGAUUUCCUAUCAACAGACCUCCUGAGGUGCUGCCUUCACAGACUGCCCGACAAAUUCCUGUUUCUGCUGCCGAUGUGAAAGCCCCUAACAUUCCGCUACAUUCCGUUUUGGUAGCGUUUUAUAUGUGUUACCCGAAAUCUAAAAACAUGACUUUCAAGUGUCAAACACGGGUCAGUCUCACCGGGAGCUGACAGCUGGAGAAUGCAUGCUAUUCAUUAGGAUAUAUUUUUAUUUGUUAUUGAGAGAGUUUUAACUUGUAUGCACACAACACUUCUAUAUAUAUAUUUUUUUUUACAUUUUUGUCGAAUCUGUAAUACUGUAUUAUCUCUAUUCGGCUUUGUUGUUCUUGAUUUUACCUUUUCGUCUUCCGUGUAUGCUAAUAAAGUUUAUUCAGACUCUGA
Molecule: messenger RNA, 2936 nt
Organism: Scatophagus argus
Lineage: Eukaryota; Metazoa; Chordata; Actinopteri; Scatophagidae
Exons: 10
Coding region: 256-1872 (538 amino acids)
Molecular function (GO): protein binding
Source: RefSeq, a predicted model, not a curated record